This is a messenger RNA of Candidula unifasciata, 798 nucleotides long. The record is from the annotation of a GenBank genome assembly. Lineage: Eukaryota; Metazoa; Mollusca; Gastropoda; Stylommatophora; Geomitridae.
AUGCUACCUUCUCGCAAAACACCAGCUCGUUUCUCUUGCGAUAAGCGUCUUCCAUUGUGUAUAAUCGUGGUUGUGUUAAUUGCAGGUUUUUCUGUCGUGUACCAGCGGUUUAUGGGAGCCUCCACAUCACACAACAUGAGCCCACCAGCUAAAGUACAGCCCAAAGAGAAAGCUACAGCUUCAGUGAUCUUCCUUCAUGGACUAGGAGAUAAUGGCCAAGGCUGGGUCGAACAGUUUCGAGAAUAUUCCUUCAAGCAUAUACGAUGUGUGUGUCCACAUGCACCACUCAAGUCAGUGACACUGAAUGCUGGGAUGAUUAUGCCGUCGUGGUUUGACAUCAAAGGUCUGACUCCAAACAGUCCCGAGGAUGAGCACGGCAUUAAAGAAGCAUCCAGAGAAUUGCAGCAUUUGAUAGCCAAGGAAAUCAGUGAUGGGAUUCCUGCAGAAAAGAUCAUCAUUGGAGGCUUUUCUCAAGGGGGUUCAGUAGCUUUGUACACUGCCUUUGGCACCAACACCAGAGUGGGUGGAGUUGUGGCGCUUAGCACAUGGUUGCCCCUCAAUAAACAGUUCACUAAUGAUGGCAGCCCAAAAUACAAUACAGACAUCCCAGUGUUGCAGUGUCAUGGGCUUGCUGAUCCGCUAGUGCCGCACAAAUGGGGUCAGGCGACCCAUGAGAUCAUCAAAACCUUCAACCCAAACGCCCAGUUCAAGUCUUACAGUGGGCUGGGCCAUAGCUCCUGUUCUGAGGAAAUGGAUGAUGUAAAAUCCUUUAUACAGAACGUGUUAAAAGAUUCCUGA